Messenger RNA from Cuscuta epithymum, 2216 nucleotides. NCBI's taxonomy places the organism in Eukaryota, Viridiplantae, Streptophyta, Magnoliopsida, Solanales, Convolvulaceae. The record is from the annotation of a GenBank genome assembly.
CACACACACAAGCAUCCCAUUUAAAUAUUUUUGCGAUCUUUCAUUCUUUCCACUAUCGUAAAAAAAUAUGGAAGAAGUGGUGAAAGAAAAAUUCACCUAAGCACCGAACUUUAACAAUAAUUCCUUGACAUUCCAUAAUAGAGUCGACAUAUAAGCCUAAACCAGAGCACGUUUUGCAUAGCAGUAUAUCACUGCUUUACAACCACCACAAGGUUUAUUUCCGAUAUUUUUCUCAAUCAAAGACAGCCUAAGAGGUUUGUCUGUAACUUCCUCAGGCACAGACUUGUCAUAGCAAAAAAGAGAUUCAAGACAUCCGAGAUGAAAUACUCUCCAAAUUCCAGGACAUCCCGAGUGCUCUACUUGGCUUAAAUGCUUUUCAAAUGAAUGGUAAGCUUGUAUCCUCCAAGGUUUAUGAUUUGCUUAGGCCUAGGGCUGCCACCCGAGUGUGGAUGCCGUUUAUUUGGAAAGAUUACAUCCCUCCCAAGUUUUCCUUUGUUACUUGGUUGGCAUUCCGUAACAGAUUAGCCACGUGUGAUAAUCUUCAUAGAUUAGAUGUGGAUAAUACUUGUGUAUUGUGCAAGGGUGGACCGGAAACGGUUCCACACCUCUACUUUGAAUGCCCUUUUUCAGGAAAAGUUUGGGCUAUGACGAAAGCAUGGAUUGGCAUUCCACGAAUGAUGGGGACCCUAGCUAGUGCAGUCAAAUGGAUCAAGAAGGAAAGGAGUGGAGCUAGUGUACGAGCCAAGGCUGCCAGGAUUGCGUUCUCGUGCACCAUAUACUCGCUUUGGAGAGUCAGGAAUGCAGCUCGAUUUGAUGAUUUUUUGUCAAAGGAGGAGGAAGUUUUUGCCAGGAUACAAUAUGUUGUCUAUAAAAUUCUGUAUUGCAUCUAUCCUUAUGAUUUGGUAGUACUUUGAUAACUUUCCGCCCAUCACCUAUUUUUGUUUGUGAUAGGCCGUGAGGUAGUAUAGGGGCUGCUAUGGCACCCUUAUUUUGACAGGUGAUGGGUUAUCCAAUAUUUGGAUAGCCUACAUUUUUGCUCAUAUUUUUUGUUGUACAGACGAACUAUUGACGGUUUUUCUAAUAUACUUACAUGUUAUCCAAAAAAAAAAAGAGAUUCAAGACUGCUUAUUCUCUUAUACCUGCUCCCUACUUCAUUUGAAACUGCCAGAAUUCAAUUUCCUUUAUGUUAUCCACCGAUAAUACGCUUUCAUACAAAAACAGAGCUUAUAGUGAAAACGGAUCUGAGAGUGAAAUCUACGUGAAACGACACCAUGUUUCCAACAAGCAUGUUGUGAGCUGCAGAGCUGGAGUGAAUGAGAAGCCUUCAUGUUUAAACUUAUUCGGCCCUUAUGCAAACACAGUUCGUACGGUUCAAUUCGCAGCAGUGUGAUUCACGUACAAUCCCAAUUCCCUAGUCCGUACACCAUGAUGAGGAGCCAUCUCUUCUGUUCUCACUUUCUCCGAAGUGUUCUUCUGGCUGUGCUUUUGGCAACACCAUCUUAUAGUUAGGUAGAUUAAGAAUAGUGAAAGAUGAUAUGAAUUAUUGAGGGUAUGAUGGGAAAAUAGUGGAAUAAUGUGGUGGAAUAUAGGAUAAAUCCAAAAAAAGUAGUUGUAAUAGUGUAUUAUUUUAAGAAUUAUUGAGGGUAUGAUGGGAAGAUUUAGAAAUGGGAAGAUUUUUGUGUUACGGACGAAAAAGGAAAGUGGGAAGAUUUUUAAGUUACGGAGGGAGUACAUUAUACUGUGUUUCUUUUAAUGUUGCAGGAGGAUGUAAAUAAAUAUUGUUUGGCAAAACCAACUGCCCCACCCAAAGCUUUGCAAGAAUUUAUAGAUACUAAUUGUGGAGAUUAUGGUUGUAGUCAAAUUCACCCGGGCGGACCAUGCUAUCAACCAAACACCUUAACACAACAUGCAUCUUUUGUUCUUGACCUAAUUUACGCGUUGAGUCACGUGUGCAAUACAACAAUUGGUCAUUUGACAACCGACGAUCCAUCUACUCCGGAUUGCCGUUAUCCGGGUUAUUCGGUUCAGCUGUCCAGUGGAGGAUCUAGAAGAAUAAACGUUAUGUGGGAUUAUAUUAUUUUUAGCAUCCUGGUAGCAUCGUGAUAAUGUGAUAUGUCAAAUUAUUAAGAGCAAACGUGAAAAUAUUAUCCAGAUAAAUUCCUUAUGUAUGAUUUUCUUUUCAUGAAGAGGCUUUCGUAAUGUGGUACUUUGAAGUA